ACUAAAGCUAGAUAUAUAUAAAUUAUACAAAUUGCAGAUACUACUUAUUCACACAUGCACUAUAAAUAUGACCCUUCUAACUUAGUCUUUCUCAUCUAAGUAACACCCACUAAUUCCAAUUAUUCAUUUUCCUUGUCAAACCUUUCUCCCUCUCUGUGUGAUCACCCUGUAUAGCUAUGUCAAGAGCUGUGGAAUCUCUCGUUGUUGGGAGAGUGAUAGGUGAUGUUGUUGAUUCUUUCACACCAAUGCUAAACAUGUCUAUCAGUUAUGGUAACAGGAGAGUUUUCAAUGGAUAUGAGCUCCAUCCAUCCCUAGUUGCCCUCAAGCCUAAGGUUGAGGUCCAAGGAGGUGACAUGAGAACUUUUUUCACAUUGGUCAUGACAGACCCAGAUGUUCCUGGCCCUAGUGAUCCUUAUUUAAGGGAGCACCUACACUGGCUAGUGACCGACAUUCCAGGAACAACAGAUGCCACAUUUGGAAGGGAAGUUGUGACCUAUGAAAUUCCAAGGCCAACCAUCGGGAUUCACAGGUUUGUGUUUGUUCUAUUCCAGCAAAAACGUAGACAAACAAUCAAUCCACCUUCUUCAAGGGAUAACUUUAGCACAAGAGAUUUCGCUGUUGGAAAUGAUCUUGGUCUUCCUGUUGCUGCUAUUUACUUCAACGCACAGAGAGAAACUGCUGCAAGAAGUAGACGAACAAAUUCGGAGGGCAAAAAUGAUCCAACCUUCGUUUCUCCAGAAUCUUCUGAAAUCUUCUAAAGAUCACUGCUAUUCUUGUAUCCAACUUGGAAAUAUUCGCACUACAAUAUCAAUGAACAAGGAAUAACACCAUCAGACAGUAGUAAAUUAUCCUUAAGAUAUUGCUCUUAUGAUUUCUGUGUACUGUCUUUUUCUUUAGCACUGUAGAUAUCACCACAGAAAAAGAAAAUGAAAUAUGGAAUCAUUCAGAAGAACAAACUAAACGAGAUUUGAAA
This is a messenger RNA of Ricinus communis (castor bean), 973 nucleotides long. RefSeq names its product protein TERMINAL FLOWER 1. The transcript is spliced from 5 exons. Lineage: Eukaryota; Viridiplantae; Streptophyta; Magnoliopsida; Malpighiales; Euphorbiaceae. The record is from RefSeq and is a predicted model, not a curated record. Gene Ontology annotation, biological process: negative regulation of flower development; vegetative to reproductive phase transition of meristem. Gene Ontology annotation, cellular component: nucleus; cytoplasm. The coding region runs from base 177 to 758 and encodes 193 amino acids.